Messenger RNA from Penicillium cinerascens, 495 nucleotides. RefSeq lists its product as uncharacterized. The transcript has a single exon. The coding region runs from base 1 to 495 and encodes 164 amino acids. NCBI's taxonomy places the organism in Eukaryota, Fungi, Ascomycota, Eurotiomycetes, Eurotiales, Aspergillaceae. The record is from RefSeq and is a predicted model, not a curated record.
AUGGAAUUGAGGAAGCGCGGUAAAAUUUUGGCAUUGACAAGCCAUCUUAACGCCCAUAUUGGCCACCUCGAGAGAAUCUCGGAAGAACAAGGUCGAAUGACACCUUCCGACUCGUCAAAGCUGCAGCAAUACUCUCGGGACAUUGUACAAGUGUCCAGGGACUACUGCGAACACAUUCAGCGGCUCCAGAACCUGGAGAGAACCAAGCCACCCGGCAAGCUGGCCAGUGAAUUCCUCUUAAAACGAGAGUGCAGGCCGCAUGCCCGUUGGAAGCUCGAAAAGAUCGCUUCUCAGCUUCGUUGGGGAUGUUGCCUUCGCCAAUGUCGCUGCUGCGAGAGAUGGAGUGCGAUUCAGAUUGAUACUGGAAGCGCCAAGACCAUGCACUUUGACAACGACUGUGAUUGCUGUGCACGAUACAAUAAGCCUAUUGCAACUACGCCCGUUCCGGCUACUACUCUUGCGACGACGUCUAUUGCGACUACUUGUGUGGCAUGA